UGCUGGCCAGGCUGGUCUUGAACUCCUGACCUCAAGUGAUCCACCUGCCUUGGCCUCCCAAAGUGCCGGGAUUAUAGGUGUGGGCCACUACGCUUGGCCAAGAUUUUUUAUUUUAGUUGGAAAGUGGAUUGUGUUCUCUCCUCAAAAGUUCUAAACAUUGACCUAAUCCAAACUCCAGCAUUUUUAGAGAUGAAAAACACAACACCCUAGAGAAGUGAUUCCUCCCAUUAUCACAUAGUAAUUGACAGAUAAUAGACAUUUAAGCCUCCUAACUUCAAACCCAGUGCAUCAGGGUACUGUGAAGGGAGAGUUUACCUCCCUCACAAAGGAAGGAGGGUCAGGGAGGGGAUGGGUGCCUAGGAUUAUUGGAGUAGUAAAUCUAAAGAGGGAUUGGGUGUAGAAAACGUUAAAGAACCAGUGCUCUCUAAUCACAUUGCUUUAAAUAUAAUCAAAGGGGAAAGAGUAAUUGGGGACCUUGGGAAACUGCAACCUAUUAUAAAACUUUACAAUGCCUGUUAGCCCUAAGAAGAGCUUGGUAUCUGCCUUGGGGCCCUUCCCUGGGGAUGCCACAGACCCAGGUAAUGGUAACUAGAAUUUGCAAAUGUUCAAUGACCCACCAGGGUAUAAUGACCAAUCGGGGAUACAACAGAAAUGUUUAAAAUUGACAAGAAAGUAACACAUUUGGCAUAAACUUUCAGCAGUAACAAAUUUGGAAAGAAACAAAAUAUCAUUACAGUGAUUCCUUUGGAUAUUAGUUUCUUCAUCUGGGUAAGAUGUAGGAUCCCAAGGGUUUUGUGAACUCUACAUUUGUAUGAUUGAUUUUGUGAUUCUUUUAGGUACCUAUCUACAUAGUCAGAACAACCAAACUGCUGUUCUGGAAUAUGCUCGCAUUGAAAACUAGAACUGUCACCCUAUUUAAUACUACAUCUGCCAAAUGCCCCUCAAAUUUAGGUUAGAUGUCAUUUGUGAUUAUCAGAGCCUUUGAUUUCUCAUUUCUAUUAAGAAACCUGAAAGACAUCUAAUCAUUUAAAUACAUUCUUCCUAGAUUGCUGGCACUUACAGUAGUUAUAAAUCCUUUCAAAUGUCCGAUACCAAGAGCAACUAACUCUUACCCUUAAAACUAAAAAGGAGGUCUUUUUACAAGGGAAAAAAUGAAGGCAAGGAGCAGAAAAGACCUCAAGGUCACUAUAUACACAACAUGGAAGAACCAAGGAUUAGCGCCAAAGUUGGCUUUGUACUGUGUCCUUUAUCUCUUUCUACCAGACCCAACGCAGCUGGCUGACAUUUGACAAACAAAAUGCUGCCUCUUUAUUUCUCUGCCUUUGGCAUAUUUCUGAUUUUCUAUUAUCCUCUCCUCCAUUAGGACAUUGUAGUUCAGCUUGACUUUAGAUUAGAAACAGACUUGUAGAGGUAUAGUAUACUUAUGAGGGCCUGAGAAGAAUAAUGUCGAGAAUCAUUCAUUCAUUUAACUCAUGUUUAUUAAAUUUGUCUGCUAUGUGCCAGGCAUCAUUCUAGGUGCUGAGAAUACAGUAGUGAGUCCCCAAAGUCCCCAGCUUCUAGCAAAGGAGAAAGACAACGAACGAUAAACAAGUAGACAUGUAAAUAGCUGGCAAUGCUAAGUGCUUUGCAGACAAAUAUUGCAAAUGGAGGGAGGGUGAUAUUUUAGUUAGGGAGUUGAAGCCUUCUCUGUAGAGAUGACCUUAGAGCAAAGACCAGGAUGGAGCGAGGGAACCAAGCCCUGUGAAUUUUUGGGCUUCCUUUCUCAACUGGCCCCUAAAGUGUGAUCUGCAAGCAUGAAUAUUCCACCUGACUGAAACAAAAGGAUGCUGGUGGGGGGCCUUGCUCUCCAUUCUGCAUAAGUUCACCCUUGACAAUAACAACCCCUUUCAGACUAGACUAAAGUCUGUUUCAUUGAGAUUGAACCUUUGUAGGAAGCUUGCAACUGUCUCCACACUGCUUCAUCACUAAAAACGCUUACAAUGGGUAAUAAACCAUGACCGUACCUGUUGAAAAUAUAACAAAACGUAUUUACAAGUAACUGCGUUAGAGGAAGCACAUUUAAUUGGCUGACAUUUAAUAGUGAUAAGUGCUGCUAUAGUUUGUAGUUGGAAGUAUUUUGUUGCCUAAUGUGUAGCUGUCCUUUAAAAGCUAUUCCAAAAAGGGUCUGCCUGGCUUAAUGUAUUCACCUGCUGAUACUCCCUUUAUCAUAAUCAUAUGAUAUUUCAGAGUUUGAUUUAAAUCAAUAAUUGAUUGAGCAUUUCUCCUAUAGGUAAGUAGUUGAAAUCUUCCCUGAGGAAGCCCAAACAGAGUGAAGUAGGAAAAAGGAAAUCUGACCUAGGUAUUCAUGAUUAAUUUUACAGAUCCACAGAGGAAAAUGGUAACCUUUGAAGUCUUCCCACAAAUCCCUAAACUAGGCCUAAGGCCAGAAAAGUUCUAUAUCAGAACGUUUUGGGAAUCGUCUUCAAAACCGGAAUCCAUUUGGCCAAUAAAGAGUCUAUUUGAAUUACAAAUUGUGUUGUCCGAAUCAGUGUUUCCAAACUAGUCUACCAGCAGAGCCACAACUUUUCUGUUUCUGCCACUUUAAGAGAGUAACAAAAAAAAAAAAAAAAAAAAAAAACACAACUUCUCAGCUGCCUUACUUUGUAGCUGAGAUAACAGAAUUUGGCCACAGAGUGAUUUACUUGACUGAUCUAUUUAUGGCAACUUGUUUAUGUAUUUUUAAAUCACAGUUACAAUGAGCUAUUGUUCACGUGUAUACUGUAGAACCAUAUAGGUUGCAAAUCACUCCCAAGGAAUCCUGAUGGUACAGGAUUAUUUUUUAGCUUAAAAAAAAAAAAGAUACCAAAGGAACUGGUGACCACUUUAAAUUGCUUUUAUUUACUGACAUUUUACAAAUUGAUGAAGCUCUUAAAUAUUGCAUUUUCCCCUUCAUUCUCUUGGUAUUUCUAUCACCUUGUGAUAAGGAGGCUAUAGUGGAAACUAAAAUUUGUAGUUCAGAAGAGAUUAGACCUCUACUGAUGAUUACUAAUCUAUCAUUUUUUUUCUGGGCUUGCUUUGAGGGUAUGUUUUGCUUCUCUUGACCCUUUCUGUAGACAACUGAAGCCAAGCUCCACUUUCUCUCAGUGUACCUACAAAUAGCUCAGAAACAAGAUUAGCUUCAGUAUGGGACACUUCCUUGUGUUUGAAUAAUGAUAUUCACUUAACCUAUUUGUAAAAACUCUCAGUAGUGUACUUGAGUUAGUACAUCGCGUGACCUUGGCUCCUUUUCUUUGCUGUUAUUUACUGAUAAAAAUAAAUCUCCUGCGCUAAGCAGUAGGAAUCACUCCGAAAUGCAGGGAAAGUCCUAAGAGAAUUCAUAUGCUAAUGAGCCCUUCCAAGUGAGAACUUGCUUAAAUGUGCCAUUUGCUGACAUCAUUGUUAUGGGCAGAGUGGAGAUGAUUUCUUUAAGAGGUGGCCUUUCAUAUUCUCCCAGCGUUUCGUGGCCCGCGCGUGCACCUGCGGGAGGGGGAAGUUUACAUAAGCGUCCUAGGGUAUUUGCAUCUUAGCGGCUUCACUCACUGGGCUCCGGAGAAUGGAGCGGGCGGGCGGCGCAGCAAUUGUUUGAUGUCCUGUGACUGAGAAACUAGGCUUUAAACUUUAUGCCUUUGGAGAUGGAGCCCAAGAUGAGCAAACUGGCCUUUGGCUGUCAGAGAAGUUCCACAUCAGAUGAUGACUCUGGCUGUGCAUUGGAGGAGUACGCCUGGGUCCCCCCGGGCCUGAGACCAGAGCAGAUCCAGCUCUAUUUUGCUUGCUUACCAGAGGAAAAAGUUCCUUACGUUAACAGCCCCGGAGAGAAGCAUCGGAUUAAACAGCUUUUGUACCAGUUACCACCACAUGACAAUGAGGUGCGGUAUUGCCAGUCUUUGAGUGAAGAGGAGAAAAAAGAGUUGCAGGUGUUCAGUGCUCAGCGGAAGAAAGAAGCACUGGGAAGAGGAACAAUUAAGCUUCUGUCCAGAGCAGUCAUGCAUGCUGUGUGUGAGCAGUGUGGUUUGAAGAUAAAUGGAGGUGAAGUUGCAGUGUUCGCCUCCCGCGCGGGCCCUGGUGUGUGCUGGCACCCAUCCUGUUUUGUCUGUUUCACAUGCAAUGAGCUGCUGGUCGACCUCAUCUAUUUUUAUCAGGAUGGAAAAAUUCACUGUGGCAGGCACCAUGCAGAACUGCUCAAACCACGGUGCUCAGCAUGUGACGAGAUAAUUUUUGCUGAUGAGUGCACAGAAGCUGAGGGUCGCCAUUGGCACAUGAAACACUUCUGCUGCCUUGAGUGUGAAACGGUCCUGGGAGGACAGAGGUAUAUCAUGAAGGAUGGCCGCCCGUUCUGCUGUGGCUGUUUUGAGUCUCUCUAUGCGGAGUACUGUGAAACCUGUGGGGAACAUAUUGGUGUGGACCAUGCACAGAUGACCUAUGACGGGCAGCACUGGCACGCCACAGAAGCCUGCUUUUCUUGUGCCCAGUGUAAAGCCUCUUUGUUGGGAUGUCCCUUCCUUCCCAAACAGGGUCAGAUUUACUGCUCAAAAACGUGCAGUCUUGGUGAAGACGUCCAUGCCUCUGAUUCUUCCGACUCUGCAUUUCAGUCAGCUCGAUCAAGAGACUCCCGAAGAAGUGUCCGAAUGGGCAAGAGCAGCCGGUCAGCAGAUCAGUGUAGACAGUCUCUCCUCUUAUCGCCUGCUCUGAACUACAAGUUUCCUGGCCUCUCAGGCAAUGCUGAUGACACCCUUUCUCGAAAAUUGGAUGAUCUGAGUCUCUCCAGACAAGGAACAAGUUUUGCCAGUGAAGAAUUUUGGAAAGGCAGAGUAGAGCAUGAAACUCCAGAAGACCCUGAAGAAUGGGCUGAUCAUGAAGAUUAUAUGACGCAGCUCCUCCUCAAGUUUGGUGAUAAAAGCCUCUUUCAGCCACAGCCCAAUGAGAUGGAUAUUCGAGCCAGUGAGCACUGGAUAUCUGAUAACAUGGUUAAAAAUAAGACUGAGUUAAAGCAAAAUAACCAGAGCCUUGCAAGUAAAAAAUACCAGUCUGAUAUGUACUGGGCACAGUCACAAGAUGGACUGGGUGAUUCUGCUUAUGGCAGCCACCCAGGCCCUGCAAGCAGUAGAAGGCUUCAGGAAUUGGAACUGGACCAUGGGGCUUCAGGGUAUAAUCAUGAUGAAACACAGUGGUAUGAAGAUUCCCUGGAGUGUCUGUCAGACCUGAAACCAGAGCAAAGUGUUCGGGAUUCGAUGGAUUCUUUGGCAUUGUCCAAUAUCACAGGGGCUUCGGUGGAUGGAGAAAGCAAGCCAAGGCCAUCAUUGUAUUCUCUGCAAAAUUUUGAGGAGAUGGAAACAGAAGAUUGUGAGAAGAUGAGCAAUAUGGGAACUUUGAACUCUUCCAUGCUGCACAGGAGUGCAGAGUCCUUAAAGAGUCUAAGUUCAGAGUUGUGUCCAGAGAAAAUCCUGCCUGAAGAGAAACCAGUACAUCUGCCAGUGCUCAGAAGGUCCAAGUCUCAAUCCAGACCCCAGCAGGUCAAGUUUUCCGAUGAUGUCAUUGACAAUGGGAACUAUGACAUUGAAAUCCGGCAGCCUCCGAUGAGUGAAAGGACUCGGAGACGCGUCUACAAUUUUGAAGAGAGGGGAUCCAGGUCUCAUCACCACCGCCGCAGGAGAAGUAGAAAGUCCCGCUCCGACAAUGCCCUGAAUCUUGUUACAGAAAGAAAAUACUCUCCCAAGGACAGACUGCGGCUGUACACCCCCGACAACUAUGAGAAAUUUAUACAGAAUAAAAGUGCCCGGGAGAUCCAAGCAUACAUCCAGAAUGCUGAUCUCUACGGACAGUACACCCAUGCCACUUCCGAUUAUGGCCUGCAGAACCCAGGAAUGAAUCGGUUUCUGGGACUCUACGGCGAGGAUGAUGAUUCCUGGUGUUCUUCCUCCUCCUCCUCUUCCGACUCGGAAGAAGAAGGAUAUUUUCUUGGACAACCAAUCCCUCAACCCCGGCCACAGAGAUUUGCCUACUAUACAGAUGACCUUUCUAGUCCACCAUCUGCACUUCCCACCCCUCAGUUUGGUCAGAGGACAACAAAAUCCAAGAAGAAAAAGGGACACAAGGGCAAAAAUUGUAUUAUUUCUUAACCAAGUAGUGAUGCAGAGCAUUUGUUUAAAACUUAGCCAUUAACCAUCUGAAUCGUAUCCUUUUCUUCCAUAGGAAAGUUGUGAAAAUAGUUUAAAGUGCUUUCUUUGCCCAUGUAAAUGAGAACUCAACUGCUGUUUACAGUGUCAGAUUAACAUUUGAAAGGUGUGAUUUCUCCAAUUUACCCUCUUUGGACGGUGCCAGGUGGACGUGACAUCUUGUGCCUGUCGGGUGCGGGUGCGUUACAGAUUGAUGUAGCUGCUUUGGUUUUCCAGUCCUCAAGGGAAUACUCAAGAUGCUGACUCAAGGGGAUUGGAUGUUGAUUUUAGAAGAUGGAGAACUCCAGCCACCUUUGUAAAGCAAUAGUGUUUGUCAUUUAUGUAAGUCAGGUCGGCUCAGGUCUUGAUAGUCCGUCUUGGUGUGAGGCAUGCUCGUCACGAUGACCUAGCUAACACUGUGCAUCUUAUUGUGAGGCCAGCUUGUCCCCUCGAACCCUCUUUGGCCAGGUAAACAUUGUAUUGUAUCAGCGCCAGCUACAGAUUGAAAAAAAAACACAAAAAACAUUGCUAUUUAUAACUUAGUAUUUCAUAGACUUAAGUGUAUUCCUAAUUUAACGGUGCAAAUAUUAAUGUAUAUACUGUACAGUUCAGAUUUUAAAGCUGAUAUUUUUAUAUCCCUGAAUUGUAAGCCGUUUGUUACGCUGCAGUGCUAGAUUUGCUAGGGAACCAGAAUUUAUGGAUGAACUGAUUGCUUAUAUUUUAGUCAGGGUUUAUAAAUGUAGAUGGUCAAAUUUACAUUGCCUAGUGAUGGAAAAUUCAACUUUUUUUGAUUUUUUUUUCCAAUAUUAAAAAAGGCUCUGUAUGCAUGGUGGGGCUAUGUAAAUACUCUUUAAAACUAUGGCCCUAUUAAUCUUACAAGUGUUAUUUAUGGGUCAAGCAAUGUAAACUGUAUAAAUGUAAAAACAACCCCUCCACACACAUAACCCCUGGAAUAUAUGGUAAAAACAAGUAGAAGCUGUUUCAGCGAGUGGGUUUUUUCCCCCUGCCUGUGGGGGGUGCCUUUCUCAUUUUCAGCAAGGUGAUGAUUAUCUCAUGGGAAAUGACAAAGAUCUGCUUUUGUGGCAGAGGACUUUGUAGAUUUGUUAUUUUAAGAGAGGUUAUUCCUUUUUAUUCCUUCCCUCCCACUAAUUUGUUGGCCUUUAACAGCAAUUUUGAAAACUGGGUCUUCUGGUUAUGUUUUUGUUUUAAAAUCUUUCUUUAAAUUAGAGGAUGCUGUGCCAUUGAGUACUUCAGGUUAAUAUGAGGUUCUGGUUCAAGGAAAACUUACGUUGGAUCUGAACUAAUGAGCAGAUAUUUUGCUAUGUGCCACUCUUGCAUAUACAUCUCAGUCCUAACUAAAGGUUCUAGUGGCAUCCAGGACCUUCAGGGAGGCAUCUAAUAAAUGCUUAAUAAAUGACAAAACUACCUUUCUGAAUAUAAA
This is a messenger RNA of Gorilla gorilla gorilla (western lowland gorilla), 7611 nucleotides long. RefSeq names its product prickle planar cell polarity protein 1 (gene PRICKLE1). The coding region runs from base 3639 to 6134 and encodes 831 amino acids. Gene Ontology annotation, molecular function: zinc ion binding. NCBI's taxonomy places the organism in Eukaryota, Metazoa, Chordata, Mammalia, Primates, Hominidae. The transcript is spliced from 8 exons. The record is from RefSeq and is a predicted model, not a curated record.